CAUCAUCUCCCUAAACAUUUCGCUCAACCAAUGCCCGAGGCAUCCGCACGCUCUCCCAAUGGACCAAAAGCCACCACCCCUCAAGCUUCCUCCACGCCUGAUUCCUCCUCCACCCAGUCUGGCCUGCGCCUCCGCGCGCUGGCAGGCGGUAGUCAAGCGUGAUCCCACCGCCAUCACAUUCGUCUACGCCGUGCUAACGACCAAGAUCUACUGCCGUGUCGCCUGUCCCGCCCGACUCGCGCGACGGGCCAACGUCCGCUUCUACGAUCUGCCCUCCCAGGCAGAAAGGGCAGGGUUCCGGGCGUGUAAGCGCUGCAGACCCGAGACCCUGCAGACCGGCGACGGCAGCAGUAGUCCUCAGGUUCAGCUGGUGCACCGAGCAUGUCAGACGAUCGCGUCGACCGUCCAGUCGGGGUCGAAGCCCACGCUUCACAUCCUUGCGACCGAGGCUGGGCUCACAUCCAGUCACUUCCACCGCGUGUUCAGGAAGGUCAUGGGCGUUACGCCGGGGAAGUAUGCUGCUGGGAUGAUGGAGAAGAUGAAGGAGAGUUUGGUGGCAGCAGCGACGACGACAACGACGGCGAAGACGGAGUUGUCAUUGUUGCAGGGGAAGGAGGGGAAGAGCUACGGGGCGUCUCGGGCUGCUCCGGAAAUAGGGACGUCGCGCCAGCUUCAGCCCUGUGGUGGCUUGGAGGUUGCUGUUGCUGCUGAUGGGAUCAGUCGUAGCGCCGACGUUGGGGAGGAGGAAGAGCUGAUCCUGCCGUGGAAUGACUUUGAUGCAGCAUUGUUUGCCGCCGAGACUGGUUUCGUCUCCAUGCAGGAGGUGCAGCCCCUGGGUGAACUGCAUGCUUGGCAUGAGGUUGGCUUAUUAUUUGAUGGUAAUGAUGAUGCUGCUGCUGCUGCUAAAUUUCUAUAAUCGAUUAGUCUCUGGGAAAUGGGUGCUAUAUGGUGUCACGGCAUGGUGGGAUCUUCAGUUUUGAUGGGUGGCGUCGGUUUUCCAUGUUCAUCUUUCGAACUUUGUCGUUGUUUGGAUUACAGCCUAUGUGACCAGUGUUUCUAUAAUCCACUAUAAUUACAUGUACUUGAGGCAAGGAAGUGGUUGGUAGACGUCUUUGCGGAAUCGGA
This is a messenger RNA of Aspergillus uvarum CBS 121591, 1125 nucleotides long. It is a transcript of the gene mpt, whose product is annotated as putative DNA repair and transcription factor Ada. The transcript has a single exon. Gene Ontology annotation, molecular function: methyltransferase activity; DNA-binding transcription factor activity; sequence-specific DNA binding. Lineage: Eukaryota; Fungi; Ascomycota; Eurotiomycetes; Eurotiales; Aspergillaceae. The record is from RefSeq and is a predicted model, not a curated record. Gene Ontology annotation, biological process: regulation of DNA-templated transcription; DNA repair. Bases 59 to 916 code for a protein of 285 amino acids.